Mus musculus (house mouse) is the source of this 986-nucleotide messenger RNA. RefSeq names its product CD164 sialomucin-like 2 (gene Cd164l2). The coding region runs from base 172 to 690 and encodes 172 amino acids. The record is from RefSeq and is marked validated. Gene Ontology annotation, cellular component: membrane. Lineage: Eukaryota; Metazoa; Chordata; Mammalia; Rodentia; Muridae. The transcript has 6 exons.
CUGGACCCUCCCAGAGGUCUCGGCCUCUAGCCACGCCCACAAGGCAACCACGCUCCAGCCUGGCCACGCCCCCGCUGCCCAGGUUUGGCUCUGGCUAGCCGGGCGAGUGUAGUCAAGAAAGGACGCGCCACACCAGCUGUCCGCCGACCCCCAGUCCCGGCCCCCGCGCUCAUGGCCGCACCCGGACCCCGCGCCUUGCGUGCUGCUCUCUGCGGCGGUUGUUGUUGCCUUCUCCUGUGUGCCCAGCUGGUUCUAGCUGGUAAAGGAGCUCGUGGCUUUGGUCGGGGAGCCCUGCUCCGCCUGAACGUUUGGCCUACUACCCAAGGGGGCUGCAAACACCUGGGACACUGUGAACACUGUGUGGACAGAGCCCACAACUUCUCCAUUUGUGUCUGGCAGCAAUGUGGGCCAGAGGAGCCAGGACACUGUGUGGCCCAAGCUGAAGUGGUCAAGGAGGGUUGCUCAAUCUAUAACCACUCAGAGUCAUGCCCAGCUUCCCAUCAUCAUUCCACAGAGGAACCGAAGCCAAGUACCACAGGGAGUCCCCCCAUCCCUGAAGACCACAGCCCAGGUUUUGAUGGAGCUAGCUUCAUUGGGGGCAUCGUGCUGGUACUGAGCCUGCAAGCAACAGCUUUCUUUGUGCUUCGCUUCCUCAAGGCCAAGGACAGCACUUACCAGACACUAAUCUGACCCCAGUGUUCCUGGCUCCACCUUGAAGGGACAGAGGACCUCUUGGUUGCUUUAUGGGCACUGGGGGUGGGACAAAUGUUGGCCACCAGUUUCUGGUCCCUGUAGGCACAAGGGCACCACGCAGGCUUAGUGCUGAUGGCUGACAUUUCCUGUCCUGGGUCUGGUACCUGCAGCUGAGAGCACCCUCCAGCCACCUCGUGUCUCAUCCAGCCUGCUGGGCCCCCUGAGCUGCUGCCUCUGCCCACCAAUCCACUCUGGGGUCUCCCCUCAAAUAAAGGACCUGUUUCCACCCCAUG